GAAACGGUCAACCUGCUGGACUCAGUGCGGCCGUGAUAAGGUAUCGCGAUAAUUUCAGACUGACGAAUAUCCGAACUAAAGAACGACACAGUGAGCAAUUCUCGCCGCGAGCCAUCCAAGAGUGUUACAGUUGGAACUGCUGAGAAUGACAACGCAUUCUUGCAGUAGUUCCCGUCGACUCGACCUAUUACGAGCUCCAUUGCCCUAAGGGUGUUGGGCAGCAGAUUCAUAGAUCCCUAUGCAAAAAGGGCCAGCGGAUAGCAUUUGAGCCGCUAAGGUAGCUGAAUUCCAGGAUUUACGGGUCCGAUGAGAUUUGAGAUGCAGUUUCGACUUAUUAGGAGGUUUCAGAUGUGUUAUCGAGAGCAUGGCCAUACACUAUAUAUACCAGAACAAACCCAGCUCCCUCUCGAUGCAUGGAAGAUGGCAUGGAAAGCUUAUUAGAUGCAGCUACCUGGAUAGCGCGUGACCGGCAUGGUGGGGUAAUGGACGCUCGCCAUAUCGUUGACUUGCUCAGAGAAUUUUGGAUUUAUUUUCUAUGCAUCAUACUUGAGCAACACGCUCAAGGCCCGCCUCAACUCAUCUCCAGCAUCUCCAGAUACACGAAGUUUUAACGAGCUCCACUGUGCAUACAUCGUCCGCAAAUACCUGCAUGUUCUAUCAAACCCUGCAGCCGGAACAUCAAUAAACCAGCAUCCAUCCUCAUCUGUAUGAGGUAGCAUCUCAAUGUACACACCCAUGGCCACCACCGCCCCAUCCACGCCGUCGAGCACCGCCCAUACGCAGGAAACAACCGAAGCCAAGGCCGCUUUUACCGCCUCUCUAACAUCCGUCGGAACAAAUUUGGACACCGACCUGCGCCAGCGCGCGCAGGCCCUUCAUGACAAUGACGACGCCCUCAAGAAGCAAGAGGAGAAACUGAAAAAGACAACCCAAGAUCUCGCGAAGCAGUCAAAGGAGUUGGAAAAGCUGGCUGAUAUGGGUAGAAAGGGGCUAAAUGAGGUGGGGGACUUGCAGAAUUGGGCAGAGCUUAUUGAGCGCGAUCUACUGAUUGCGGAGGAGACGCUGCGUUUGGCGGAGGAGGAGGAUGAGAGGAAUGGGAGAAUGAAUCGGAAGCCCGAGAGUAAGUUGAGGAGAUGGUUUUAAGGAUUGGAGGGGAGGAGGGGAGGAAGGGAGCUUGGAUUGUUUAUUUUCUCCCGUUAUCUAUGGUUUUCAAUGUUUGACCUGCAGGGCCGGAGGAUUUGCGUGUUUCUGGCUAUAUGUGAGGUUACGAGUCUCCUGUUGUAUUGAGCUAUUUGGACCCCCGUUUCAUUUCCCUUCGGUUACUGUAUUCAAUAGAAUGAAUAGUCAAGUAAACAUGAUCGUCCUUAAAGUAUGAUCGGAUUCCAAAAACUUUUGUAGUUAUCCCAAAAAAGAAAUCUAUUUAACAUCCAAAA
Molecule: messenger RNA, 1433 nt
Organism: Blastomyces gilchristii SLH14081
Lineage: Eukaryota; Fungi; Ascomycota; Eurotiomycetes; Onygenales; Ajellomycetaceae
Exons: 1
Coding region: 724-1143 (139 amino acids)
Biological process (GO): endosomal transport
Cellular component (GO): BLOC-1 complex
Source: RefSeq, a predicted model, not a curated record